AUGCAGGCCGCCAUGCCUUCGACCGCCCACGCGGCGGCCCUCGGCAUCCUCAGCCAUAUCCUCUUCGUAGGAGUCGCCACGGCCGGCGUGCUUGGUAUGCGAUACCUGUCCAGUCCCGCCGUCGACUUCGUUGACGCCGUACGGAUCACCACCCAUCUCCUGGCCUCUUAUCUGGCCGGUCUCUACGGCAGCCUCGCCGUCUACCGACUAUGGAUGCACCCACUGGGUGGGUUCCCCGGGCCCCGGGCAGCGCGCCUCUCCAUCUAUAUGGUCGGACGCAGCGGGCACGCCUGCCACACGCUCCUCGACCUGCACGCCCAGUACGGACCGUACGUGCGCACCGGCUCGUCUGACCUCUCCAUGAUCGACCCGCACGCAGUCGAGGCCAUCUACGGCACCGGCUCUCCGUGCACCAAGGCCCCCUGGUACGACUGGUCGCACGGCAAUCAAUCGCUGAACACCCACCGCGACCCGACCGUUCACCAUGUCCACCGGCACGCCUGGAGCCCCGCCUUCAGCGACAAGAUGGUGCGUGGCUACGAGCUCCGCGCGCGCGUCUACCGCCAGAAGCUCGUCGAGCGACUGCGCGCCAGCGGAGCAACUCCCGUCGACGUGCACCACUGGUACAGUCUGUACAGCUUCGAUGUCAUGGGCGACCUUGCCUUUGGCAAGAGCUUCGGGUGUUUAGAGACGGGGGAGGAGCACUGGGUCGUCACACUCCUCAGAGCGUCGAUGGUGUUUUUCGGCAUCGGGUUCCCCGUCUGGGUCUUCCUCAUGAUCCGCAACACUCCGGGCCUGAUGUCCGACUUCUGGAAGCUGAUGGAUUGGUGCGCCAAACGGUUCGGACAGCGGAUGGAGAACGAGCCCGAGGUGCCUGAUAUCAGUGCCUCGUUGAUCGGCUCUCUGCGCGGCAAGCCCCCUACCCCGGACGAUAUCCACCGGUUGAACGGCGAUGCGCGCGUCGUGCUGAUCGCCGGUAGCGAUACCUCGGACAGCGCCUUGACGGCGAUCUUCUACCUUCUCGCGCACCACCCGCAGGAGAUCGAAAAGCUGCGGCGCGAGCUCGAGCCCUAUCGUGACGCGGACCCUUCCGCCGCCGACGAGUUCCUACACUCGCAGAUCGCGCGUCUCCCGCACCUGAAUGGGGUCAUUAACGAGGCGCUGCGUCUCUUUCCUGCCGUCCCGGGCACUCUACCGCGGAAGACGCCACCAGAGGGGAUCGUCGUCCAGGGGGUGUGUAUUCCCGGGGACAUCACGGAUUAUUCUCCGCAGUGGGUGAUGGCGCGAUCGGAACUUUCCUACGCCAAACCGUACGAAUUCACCCCCGAGAGAUGGUACAGUCAACCGGAACUCAUUCGGAACAAAUCGGCCUUUGCACCGUUUAGUAUUGGACCGUAUAAUUGCGUGGGACGACCACUGGCGUUACUGAAUCUGCGCACCACAAGUCGCGCGGCUGAUCACCAGCUUCGACGUGAAGUUGGGGCCGGGUGA
Molecule: messenger RNA, 1491 nt
Organism: Aspergillus melleus
Lineage: Eukaryota; Fungi; Ascomycota; Eurotiomycetes; Eurotiales; Aspergillaceae
Product: cytochrome P450
Exons: 4
Coding region: 1-1491 (496 amino acids)
Molecular function (GO): oxidoreductase activity, acting on paired donors, with incorporation or reduction of molecular oxygen; iron ion binding; monooxygenase activity
Source: RefSeq, a predicted model, not a curated record